Messenger RNA from Colletotrichum paranaense, 3675 nucleotides. RefSeq lists its product as uncharacterized. The record is from RefSeq and is a predicted model, not a curated record. The transcript is spliced from 12 exons. Gene Ontology annotation, molecular function: protein binding. NCBI's taxonomy places the organism in Eukaryota, Fungi, Ascomycota, Sordariomycetes, Glomerellales, Glomerellaceae. Bases 1 to 3675 code for a protein of 1224 amino acids.
AUGUCUGCAAACCCUCAAGUCACAACAACCCCAAUUCUGGGGCUGGAAAUACUCCGAAGCCCACCGGAUCCCACUGUUGACUCGGCAUACGCGAAACGUUUCAAGAUGAAGCAGUAUAUGGACAACCUAGCAGCCGAGCUUCUCGAGGCCCUGAAUUUGAGAAGAGAGGAACAGAAAUGCGCCAGGAGACCAGUCGUAAUGCUUGGGCAUAGCAUGGGCGGACUGGUAAUUGCGAAAGCAUUGUGCCUCGCGGAAAGUGAACGGCUCCACUAUCCAGACAUGUACGAAAGCAUCACAGGCUGCUUAUUCUUUGGAACACCCUUCAACGGUGCGCCUGUUGCAGAAGUAGCCGAACAUUGGGCCAAGAUGCAAGUCAAAGAAAACACUGGCAAGGCGGUCGACUCGCAGCUCCUGAUACUACUCAAGCCUGGAAAUGAGAGCUUACGAGAGCUGAAACGUGGUUUUGUGCAUUCUGGCGGCAAGCUAUCCCAGAAGGUCGAGGUUCAUUGCUUCUUUGAAGAACUGAAUACAAAUUGGACAGACAUCAUCCAAAAGCUAACGAGUGAGAAUUUUCCCGAAGACAUGCUUGACAAGUUGCGGUCAAAGGAAUCUGCUGAAUUUGUCAGCCGAGACUCAGCAAGUCUUGAUUCUUCCAUGGAGACAGGCCUCUACAGAGCCCACAGAGAUCUGGUCAAGUUUGAGUCAUUCAAGGAUCCCCAAUACCAACGAGGUAAGGGAAAGACCAACGCAUCUGUUGCCAGUAUACAGUCGAUCAAGGCCGCAAUCAGAAAAGCGGAAGAUGAUGACUGUAACUCUGUCCAUCGUCCAGACCUAUUGGCCUACUACUUUUGCAAUCAAACGCCAGACCGUUCAACUGCCGAAGACUUACUCAAGUCUUUGCUACAACAGCUCUGCCGACAGCAGGCGGUUCUCGCUACCUAUGCGAAACAUUUUCUCAAGGAUUCGAAUAACGAGUCUGCACACACGCUUCCGGACCCAGACACAAACGAAUCGACCAAAAGAUUGCUGGCCUUCAUUGGUGCUGACAUUCAGCGCCUGACCCCUGAAAAGGGCAAACGAGCAUCAACUCGGUGGUUAUUCACCAGCCGUGAACGCAAGUCAAUCCAAAAACACCUGAAGCCGCAUCAUACUGUGCAUCGCAUUGAUCUCGAGGAUAAAAAAUAUGGCAAAAGCUUGAGGUCAGAGCUAAAGCAGCAUGCCCAUAUCCAAGUAGACGAACUUCAAAAGGAGAAGGGAUGCACCAAAGCUAUCUCCUACUUUGUCGAAAGCGUCAUAGGAACUCGUGCCGAGGACACCAAAUGGAUUAACGUGGCCGUUGUGGGCCUAGCAGCACUUCCCCCUGGAACAAAGGAUGGUUAUAUCCGACGCAUGCUGGAACGCGCGCCGCAAGAUUUUAACACACUUCUUCACGAUGCGUGGUCAUCGAUUCUCAGGCCUGAUGUCGAUGACAUCGAUUGCAUCAAAGAGCUACUCAGAGCCUUGAUUCUUGCGUAUAGGAACCCUACGGAUCUCGAACUUCUGGUAUUGAUCGGCUCAUCCCCGUAUGAUGAGGAGCAUAGACAUCAGUUGCAGCAUAUGGUGGAAAAGUGCAGUCCACUUCUCGUUCAGGCUCGACAUGGCCGCGAAACAACCAUUGGGUUUGUCAAUAUUGAUGUGAAGAACCAUCUCUUGAACAAUUCAGACAACUUAUUGGACCUGUCGAAAGAUGAGCACGACAUCCAACAUGGCUUUCUUGCUCUGAGAUGCUUAAUUAAGGUCUCAGAGCGCCUCUCGUGCUCGCCAGAAGGCCUGAUGUCGAAUAACAGACCGGCAAUGCCAAUAUCUCAAUAUCAGGAGUCACAGGAGGUUCAACCCACGAAGACAGCGGGUUCCGUCAUUAUGGAGACCUCGGAAGCGGAGAACAUACGUCGUGACAGUUCAAGUAGUCCCUUUGACUCAGACACGGCUCAAACAGAAGAGCAAGGGGAAUUCUUGGCGCUUCCUUACGCUACAAGCUUUUGGCUCGAGCACGCAGGCCAAGCAACUACCGAUGUCACCCGUCGUCUCUCUCGAGAAACUGCGUUCUGGGAGGCGGGAUCCUCAGUCAUGAUUCGAUGGUUGAAUGAGUACGAGCGGUUGACUAAAGCAUUCACGUCGCGUGACAUCUCUGCAAAGGAUCUCAACGCCCUACAUGUUGCAGCAACACUCGGCUAUCCACUAUUGGUUGAAUCUCUAUUGGAAGCCGGGCACAAAGAAGAUAAAACCAAGUAUGACUCGCUGAGGAACCAGCCGCUUCACCUGGCCGCUAGUUUUGGCAAGACCGAAAUCAUUGAUCAGCUGCUUGACGCAGGAGCCGAAGUCGAUGAGUCGGGACCAGAACGAAGAAACGACACCCCGCUCGCUAUGGCCGCUUAUUUACUCGGGGAGCGAUGGGCGGGAGAAAAUCCCGAUCAAAGCGAGUCUAGCGAUGAGAAUAACACGACCUCUGAGGAGCCGUCGUGGAUGUCACCGCUAGCUCUGGCAGCCCUCAUAUCGGACAUUUCCAUGUUCAAUGCCAUCCUUGAAGCUGCAGCAGAUAAUCUAACCCCUAAUGAACACAGCAAAGCCCUCAUAAUGGCAUCUCAUUCUGGCAGAAUCGAGAUUGUGGAGAAGCUUCUGGGUUACGAACACGAAUCACACAUCUUCAAGGCUUCCUUAGAGAUAGCCACAAAAGAGCAGAAUUGGGAUGUGAUCCGUCUCAUACUAAAGAAGUCCACAGGUUUGGACUGCGAGAUCCCUUUCAGAGCCGCUUCGAAAGAUAAAGAAUACUUGGAAGAUGUUCUUGAGCUUUGUUGGGAGCAUGCGGAUGGCUCUAUAGGGCAAGAAAUCUUGGAUGACUGCCUCUAUAUCGCGACUGACCUCGAGAAAAAGGAGACGGUUGAGCAGUUAAUCAAAUUCGGAGCGAGUUGCAACGCACUCGGAUCAGAAUUUGGAAAUGCCUUGACUGCCAGUGCUUACGACGGCACUGUGUCAAUCGCCGAGAUUCUGUUGGGACAUGAGGCUGAUGUGAACGCCCCAGAAGGCUAUGCUCUCCAAGCAGCAGCAACGCAAGGACAUUUGCCAAUGGUCGAAUUACUUGUGAAACAUGGCGCGAAUGUCAACCUCGCCAAGAAGGGAGCUAAUCCUGAUAUUGGUGGCGGAGAGAACGAUAGGCCAAUCUUUUCAGCAAUCUUCCAGGGAAACAUGGACUUGCUCGAACGCUUGUUGCAAUGCGAGAACCUGGACUUGGAGGUCUCUGGAGGGCCGCAGAACAAGACACCGAUCCAUUACGCCGCCCUGCACCUCCCUGUUGCCGCAUUCGACAAGAUCAUCGAACACGGAGCUCCUGUCGACAUCAUUGACGCAGAAGACAGUACAGCACUUAUGGAAGCUGCGAUGAUCGGAGAUUCGGAAGCAGUCAAAAGUUUGCUGGAGCAUGGGGCAGAUGUCUUGAUCGAGAACUCCUUCGGGCAGACGGCUCUAGACAUAGCAGCUCAGCUGGGCGAAACCGAGUGUGUUCACCUUCUCGCAGCGAGAGCGGGCGCAAUCUUGCGUCGCUUGAAGAGAGCCGCAGAUGAAGGCGACGAGAGUGCUCAAUGCCGCAUCAUUGUCACAUUUAUCGAGAGACGGUCACAGGUUUCGUCCGAAUUACUGUAG